Molecule: messenger RNA, 384 nt
Organism: Aspergillus welwitschiae
Lineage: Eukaryota; Fungi; Ascomycota; Eurotiomycetes; Eurotiales; Aspergillaceae
Exons: 1
Source: RefSeq, a predicted model, not a curated record
GUCAGAUGGUCGGGAGGAGAAGGGGAAAUGAAAUCCUCCAGCCUUAACUCGCUAUCUAUCGGGAGCUGCUGGUUGCCUCGUCCAGUUUCUUCUACAUACCCCGCAUUGGGGGAGGAUUGUCGCUCUGGAGCAUCUUUAGCAUCUUUAGCACCGUGUCUGUCACACCCAGCUUCAUUCCUGCCUUCAUCAUCACUACCAUCAACGUCGUCCAUCUUGGGUGAAUCCGGAGUUAGUGUCACCCCGGUUCGUCGUCUACUAGUCUACAAGACUACUAGUAGUUAGUGACUGACACUUGCUGGGGAUAGCAAAUUGGUAAAGAAUGGUAUGUAACCUUCAUCUACUACACUAUAUACUACUCUACUAGUAUAUUUAGCAAGGCAGGAC